AUGAAUAAUAUCCAGGAUAGUAAAAUUUAUGAUUUAGAAACCAACAAAAUAGGGUCUUUUCCUAAAUCAUUAUCAUCUGUGUUAAAAGGCAAAAAAACUACUAGUCUACCAAAAAAAAGAAAAAAACGCAGACUCAUAGCUAAAGCAUGGCAUUAUUUUAAAAUAGAAGGAAAUUUCACAGUAUGCCAAGCAGAAAAAAAAGAACAAGUUACACUUGAACAAGUUCUAGAUAAUGAUGUUGAAAUUGUUCGAUUUAAUCUGUUAUCAGCUCUUGAUAUAGAUGAAGAAAUUAGUUCAGAAGAAGAGAAUGAAGAUAGAGAAAUUGAUGAAUCUACAAUAAAAGUGUUGUGUAAUAUCACUGAUAUUUCAUCCGUGUUGCCCUUAAAGAAAGGAAAAAAAAAUAAAAGAGACGGUCAAAAAUUGUCUCAGUUACUAUUAAAAGAUUAUAACAAGUAUCCCACUUUUUCACUAAUGUAUUCUAUCAUUCGUGAAUUACAAAAUAAAUUUAUAGAUAUGAGUUUAGAAUUAAGUAAUAAUGAUGAAGAUAGCGACAAUGAGGAUGAUUUAGAAAAUGAUGACGACACUCAUUCACAAGCCUCUUCACCACCACCUGAUCUUGAUCAAAUAGAAAAGCAAUUUAAAAUUGCUAUUUAUGACUCUUUGAAUAAAUAUUGGUAUAAUUUUCGUGUAGUUGGAUUGGUAGCUACCCUUUUAGACCCCUGGACCAAAAGAAUGUCUGCAUUUACAAACAGAGAACAAAAAAAGGCUGAAACAAAAUUAAGAAAUGAAUUUGAAAAUUUACAAUGUAUUAAUAAUACUAGCAAUGAUCAACUAGUGCAACAAACAUCAUCAACAGUUACUGAAAUAAUGCAAAAUCUAUUUUUUGAAGGUAUUUUUGGAGUACAGGAUCAAGAAGAUAUACCUUUGAAUAAGGUGGCACGAUAUCUGAAGAUUACCCCUAUUAAUAAUUAUAAUGUCAAUCCUUGA
Molecule: messenger RNA, 987 nt
Organism: Racocetra fulgida
Lineage: Eukaryota; Fungi; Glomeromycota; Glomeromycetes; Diversisporales; Gigasporaceae
Source: the annotation of a GenBank genome assembly